UUUAACUUGUGAAUUUCAAUAACGUCAUUUUGUUAAUUCUGAGUAAAAGAGAAUUCAAAAUGAAGAUUUGCUUUUGGAUAUUUGUCACGUUGUUCGCCGUAAAUCAAAAGACUUCACUUGCAAAGGUAUAUGGAGAGCCAAACUUGUUGGACUCAAAUGAGUAUACUGGAGAAAGGAUGAGUCGCAUAGAAUUUGCGAACCAGCUGCAUAAAUUGGCACUGCAUUGUAUUGAUGACGUCAAACUCCUACAUAUGUCACCAGAAUUGCAACGUGAAAAGGGUAUUUGUGUCUUUGAUUGUGUUGGGACAAAAUUGAAUAUUAUCGAUGAAAAUAAAAAUUUCAAUGAAAUUGGAUUCUGGACAUUCAUCAAACACGAACUGAUUUUAGAGGAUCAUCACAAGGCCAUAGUUGAUGAAACUGUAGUAAACUGCAUUCAACACAUCAACAUGUUACCGAACAAUGGACUCGACGAAACAAGUGGCUGUAGCCGCAUUCCAGCAGAGGCCCUUAUUUGUGUUGAUAAAGCUUUCAAGCGCGCUAGUCACGCCAGACGCUUUUCAAACCAUUUUGCUUAGAAGAAUGAAGCCUUGCUAUAAAGCUCUGUAUUUGAAAAAAUCUACAACUAAUUUGACAUUGAAGAUUUAAAAAAAAUGUUAACUUUGAAUAUGCCUGAAUAAACGCACUUGCACUCUAAAAAAUAAUAAUAUUUAA
Messenger RNA from Contarinia nasturtii (swede midge), 711 nucleotides. RefSeq lists its product as uncharacterized. The record is from RefSeq and is a predicted model, not a curated record. Gene Ontology annotation, molecular function: odorant binding. The transcript has 3 exons. Lineage: Eukaryota; Metazoa; Arthropoda; Insecta; Diptera; Cecidomyiidae. Bases 60 to 575 code for a protein of 171 amino acids.